CAUCAACAAGGCUUUUUUAAACUGCAUCAACAAGGCUUUUCCCAUAUAUAUUCCAUUUCCCAUCGCAAGAAACGACAGAGCUUGCAUUGCUAUUUGCUAAAAGGAAAAAGGAGGAUGUACAAAUCCAGGCUGCAGGAGCUCUGCCAGCAGAGGAAAUGGCGGUUGCCGGAGUACAACACCACCAAAGUUGGCCUCGACCAUAACCCUAGCUUCUCCGCCACCGUCACAAUCAACGGCCUCGACUUCCACACUGUCGAUAUCUUCAGGUCCUCCAAAGAAGCCCAAAACGACGCUGCUAAGCUCGCCUUCGACCACCUCUCUGAUAAUCCCCAACCCAAACCCAGGAAUCCCAUUCCCAGCCCCUCCUCUUUCCCUCAACCAUGUCCUCCCUCUUCCUCCUCCGCUUCCUCGUUCUCAGAUGAAGCACGAGAGAUAGAGAUAGUGGAACCGGCCACUGAUUCCGAUACUACACAUGAAGCACGAGAGAUAGAGAUAGUGGAGCCGAAGACUCAAGAAACGCAUCAGAUUCCUCAGGUGCCACUUCAGUUUAGUGGUAACGUAUCAGGUGCUGCUUCUCAGGCGAAUGCCGCCUUGUCGGGCAAGAUGGGUAUAUUCUCUGAUAUGCAACAUUUGUACAAGAAUCAACUGCAAACUUAUGCACAAAAGAGAAAUCUGCUUCUACCUGUCUACUCUUGUGAGCGGGAAGGUCCACCACAUAACUGUCGUUUCAAGUGUAGGGUAACUAUUGAUGGACAGACAUAUGAGGGUCAAGAGUUUCUUCCCACACUCAAGGAUGCUGAACAUGCAGUUGCAAAAGCUGCUUUAAUGUCCCUUCUUCCAAAUGGAGUUCAAGAGGAUGAUUCUGGUUUGUUCAAAAACCUUUUACAAGAACUGAUUCAGAAGGAAGGUUUUUCUAUACCAAUCUAUAGCUCAAGGAUGUCUGGUGAACCUCACAUUCCAGUUUUUGUUUCGUCUGUGGAGAUAGAAGGAGAAACUUUUAUAGGUCAAGAAGCAAGAAGCAAAAAGCAGGCAGAGUUGAGUGCAGCAAAGGUCGCUUACCAUACCUUGAGAGAGCGUAAAUCAAGUCAGCUACCUUUGGUCAUGUCCUCUCGGAAAGGGCAAGAAGCUUCACAGAUCUUAUCUUCAAGUUUCCAGUCAAAUCCAGCUUCUGAUCAACAUCAACAAGUCAGGCGUAAUGCACCUGCGAUCUUGUCUCCGAAUACCAAUACUAAAGAGAAGAAAAAGGAGAAUAAUGUAACUGCACAAGGAAAAAGUCAACACUCUACGGCAGGUGGGGAAGGAUUCUCUUCCUCUUAUGUUGUACAUGGCCGUGCGCAGGAGAUGAACAACGGUGCUAGCCCUGUGUCCCUAAACGGCUCCACUAAUUGCAUUAUGGACUCUUCUCUUGAGCCACCAGCUAGAAGGAGUAUGUAUAACAAGGUCUCCGUUUACCCACGCAAGUCAAAUAUGGAAUAUCCUGAAGGUACCACUGUGUUGCCCAUGAGCGAUGAAACGUGGGUUGCUUGCUCACACAGAUGAAGGAAGAGGUUUAUAUAGGCCUGACUAAGUUCCUUGUUUAACUAUGAGAGACACAUAGGCUAAGCUUACAUAGUUAUGUGCUUAUAAUGUGUUGUGUUGCUUCAUGUAUGAACCUACCGGACACGGUAUGUCUAUAUUAUGCGAAAUAACUUAGUAUUACAU
Malus domestica (apple) is the source of this 1701-nucleotide messenger RNA. RefSeq names its product double-stranded RNA-binding protein 1-like. NCBI's taxonomy places the organism in Eukaryota, Viridiplantae, Streptophyta, Magnoliopsida, Rosales, Rosaceae. Gene Ontology annotation, molecular function: double-stranded RNA binding. The record is from RefSeq and is a predicted model, not a curated record.